AAAAAUAAUUUUUGAGAAGCAGUGGUUCUACUUGGAUAAUGCCAUCGGACAUGUUUAUGGAACUACUUUUGAAGUAACCAGUGGUGGAAACCUCCAGCCAAAGCAAGAGGUGGAAGAGACUAACACAGAAACAAAAGAAGCAGGUACAGAUAAUCGUAACAUAGUUGACGAUGGAAAGUCUCAAAAACUGACUCAUGAUGACAUAAAGGCUUUGAAGGACAAGGGUAUUAAAGGACAGGAAAUAGUUCAGCAGUUAAUAGAGAACAGUACAACGUUCAGAGACAAAACAGAAUUUGCGCAAGAUAAAUACAUAAAGAAGAAGAAGAAAAAGUAUGAGGCACUUAUUACAAUUGUGAAACCAUCCACUCGCAUUCUUUCAACAAUGUAUUAUGCAAGGGAACCUGGAAAAAUUAACCACCUGCGCUAUGACACCCUGGCUCAGAUGUUGACUCUAGGAAACGUCCGUGCUGGCAACAAGAUGAUUGUGAUGGAAACAUGUGCAGGCCUUGUGCUGGGUGCAGUGAUGGAGCGAAUGGGAGGCUAUGGAUCCAUUAUUCAGAUGUAUCCAGGAGGGGGACCUGUUAGAGCUGCUACCAGUUGUUUUGGAUUUCCAAAAGCCUUUUUUGAUAACCUUCAUGAAUUUCCUCUCAGCAAAGUGGGUAGUCUGCUCUCUGGGACAUUUUCUACAGAGACUCUGCCUUCGGAACCCGAAGAUAAUGUGCUAGCGGAAGAAGCAAGCAAUGGAUUGACUGAUGAGAAGCAGACUUCCCUACAGGGAACAGAAGAGGAAUCUACUACUGAAGCAGCUAUGGAGAUCAACCAAACAGAAGAGCAAGAAACAAUGGACAUUAAUGCUGAAGAUGUAGAACUUAAAGAGAACAAAGAAAAAGAAAAUAAAGAAAAUGUUCGGGAAAAGCAAAGAAAACAGUGGGAGAGAAGGAAAAAGCUGUUAGAAACUGCUGCUUUGUUGAGAGAGAAGAAUGCUGAUGGCUUAAUUGUAGCCAGCAAGUUUCAUCCCACUCCUUUACUGCUUGCUUUAUUGGAAUUUGUUGCUCCUUCAAGGCCUUUUGUUGUCUACUGCCAGUAUGAAGAGCCAUUAUUAGAAUGUUAUACAAAGCUGAGGGAAAGAGGUGGCGUUAUUAACCUAAAGCUGUCUGAAACCUGGCUACGGAACUACCAGGUCUUACCAGAUCGAAGCCAUCCAAAACUGACAAUGAGCGGAGGUGGAGGGUACCUUCUGUCUGGUAUAACUGUUGUCUUGGAUAAGGGCAAAUCUGAUUCCAGUAAUUCAGAAGCACUGAAGAUGGAAGAGCCAUCAUCUAAAAGAUGCAAAGUUCAAGACCUUCAUUGUUAA
This is a messenger RNA of Nestor notabilis (Kea), 1354 nucleotides long. RefSeq names its product tRNA methyltransferase 6 homolog (S. cerevisiae) (gene TRMT6). NCBI's taxonomy places the organism in Eukaryota, Metazoa, Chordata, Aves, Psittaciformes, Psittacidae. Gene Ontology annotation, cellular component: nucleus; tRNA (m1A) methyltransferase complex. The annotation marks the transcript as partial. The transcript is spliced from 10 exons. The record is from RefSeq and is a predicted model, not a curated record. Gene Ontology annotation, biological process: tRNA methylation.